Didymodactylos carnosus is the source of this 2713-nucleotide messenger RNA. The record is from the annotation of a GenBank genome assembly. Lineage: Eukaryota; Metazoa; Rotifera; Eurotatoria; Philodinida; Philodinidae.
UUCACUGGCUCGAACAUGGUAUUAUAUUUCCUUCGAGUCACAUGACCUGUACUCGAUGACUAUUGGUAACUUCGGAAAUGCGCUAAUUAUAGAUAAUCAGUUAUGCCUGGUCUUGUGGCAAUAUUCGUUUUUUAAAAAGGAUUUUAAAACCUACCGAAAAUCAAGUUUUUUGAAGAUUAAGUUUUUUCCGGCUAUUUUCAGCUGAUAUUAAAAAAUUCCCUAUUUACUUAGAACGUAUCAGAAGGACUUCAAAACUUCAGAAGACGGUGAAUUUUCUCUGCUAGAUGUGAUUAUAAAAUCGAAAAGCUUGAAAAACGAUGUUUUUGUCCGCAGGUUUUCUAGAAACUCAUGCUAAAACAAAAGCGUUUUAUAAAUUGUUUGUUGUAGAUUUAUUAUAAAAUAGAAUAUAGAAUAGUCUAAAUACUGUAUAUGCUGAAGUUUUGAAGUCCUUCUGAUAUAUUCUAAGUAAAUAGGGAAUUUUUUAAUAUCAGCUGAAAACAGCCGGAAAAAACUUAAUCUUCAAAAAACUUGAUUUUCGGUAGGUUUUAAAAUCCUUUUUAAAAAACAAAUAUUGCCACAAGACCAGGCAUAACUGAUUAUCUAUAAUUAGCGCAUUUCCGAAGUUACCAAUAGUCAUCGAGUACAGGUCAUGUGACUCGAAGGAAAUAUAAUACCAUGUUCGAGCCAGUGAAAAUCAAUAUAUCGCUUAACUCUAUUUAUUCCGGCCUAUUAGUCCAUGAAAAAUAUCAAUAUAGUCCUAUUGACAUUUUUUUAGAUAUAGCCGCAUUUUCUCGAAAUCUCCAAGAAAAUAUGUGAUAUUUAUUGGUAAAAACAGUAAAUAGAAGACAUAGAAAUCAUAUUCAGGGAUAACGGUUACUUUAACUAAUUGUGACAAAGAUUAAUCGGACGAACGAACGCAAGUCAUACGAACAUUAUCAUAAUUUUUUUUUUGUUACGAAAAAAAGACGUCAUAUUUCAUUUAAUAAAUUUGUAUUGGAUUUCAUAAUAACGUCCUUUAAAUAGAUAAAAUGGUGAAUUUUCUUGGUAUCUCUACUAUAAAUAUUACUUAUCUUUUGAAUAUUUAUUAGCUCAUUCGAUGUCAAAACGUUUCAAUAGGAAGAGAUUUCUUAAACAAAAUCAUAUAAUGUAGUUUAAUUAAAUUAGAGUAAACGUUCAUUUCUCUUCAUUGCAUAAGAUAACAAUUACGAACAAAUAAACUCUAAUUCAAGUGAUAUAUGUCAGGCAAGCAGCAGUAAUGUAGUAAGGAGCAAAUCAAGUAUCUCUUUUUCUUCCUAUCUAUCUGUUCUCUCUCUCUCUCUCUCUCUUUAUAAAUAUCUAUAGCCGAUAUUUGUUGUAAUGAAAUGUGCAGCUAAUAACAUAAGGACAUAUUGUCUCAAAAUUGAAUUAAAGAGAUUUAAAUAAACGUCUCUCUCUUUGUUUAGUGAUGCGAAUACGAGAACAAUUAUUCUUUAAAAUACGAAAACGUUCUAAAUUAAGUCAGAAGUGAGAGCAGAGCAGAGCAGAGAGAAUAUGGUUACUAUUUAAAUACAUUUUAUAUUCAUUGUUCAAUCAGUUGAUGAUAGUAAAUGAACAACAGAGAAGAAGAAGACGAAGAAAAAAAAAGAAGAAGAGACAACAUUACAUUCUAUUUUUCUCGAUUUAAAAGUCAAUAUUUAUAUAAACACCAAUGUUGUGUUGUUCUUCUUCUUUUUUUCCCAUCACCAUUGAUAGAUCUAUCUGAAAUAAGAAUAUUCCAUAGAGUUUUAAACAUACUUCUUUGAUCUUUUUCUUUGUUUUUGAUCUUAACAUCUGUUUAAAGUCAGGAAAGGUAGACUUUUGAGAAACGAGAUUUCUUCACUACUUUACAAUUGCAAAAUACCUUUUCAAGUAUCUUUAAAUGAGUUCAAAAUCUCUAUGCGUUAUUAUUAUUAUUAUUAUUACUAUUACUAAAUAAAUAAAACUCUUAUCAUGGAUUCUGUAGGCACACUUUUUUUUUGUCAAUGAUCUUACUUUAUCCAUAAGAUUAUUAUUGAAAAUUGAUUGGAAUUUAGAAAGAUAUUUGAUACAUUUUUAACUUAGUAAUGUAUUGAAUCUUAUGAUCUCGAUAAAAUAAUUGUUCGUAUUACUAUUAAACAAUAUAAAUAAAAUCCACAAUUUAUGUUUAUCUAUUGUUAAACGAAAUAUUUUUAUUUCGUUUAGAUAAUAUAAUAAUUAGUAUAAUACAAAAUAUAUUUUUUUGCCAUCUGUACUUUUAUGUAGCUUUGUUUUUACUUUCCUACUCAACGAUCUAUAAUAUUCUAUUUUUUUUUUGUUUUGAUAUUCUAGAAACACUAUGAAAUAUUUAUUAAUUGUAUUUACGGCCGGAAUCUUAUUUCUGAUGAUUAAAAUUGGGGUUUCAGAUGGAACAUUGGUAAAACAACCGGAUAAUCCUUCAUCACUAGAAACAUCUAAUUCUUAUCUUGACAAUGAUAUUGACGAUGAAAAUAAUGACUAUUAUUUAUCAAUGCAUAAAAAAGCGACACCAUCAUCACAAUUGAUACCUCAACCAUUGAGACGUCAUCAUCUUAAAUUUGGAGUAUUGGGUAAACGAUAUAGUCGAUAUGGAUCACUUGGAAAACGAAAUAAUGAUGAUGAUGAUAGUUCACAGGAAUGGAUGAUGCCAUCGUAUGGAAUCCGCUAUAGACGACGACCACAAUACGGUUUAUUAGGAUAA